Messenger RNA from Nasonia vitripennis (jewel wasp), 3123 nucleotides. It is a transcript of the gene Orc2, whose product is annotated as origin recognition complex subunit 2. Gene Ontology annotation, cellular component: nuclear origin of replication recognition complex; nucleus. Gene Ontology annotation, molecular function: DNA replication origin binding. Lineage: Eukaryota; Metazoa; Arthropoda; Insecta; Hymenoptera; Pteromalidae. The coding region runs from base 1340 to 2848 and encodes 502 amino acids. Gene Ontology annotation, biological process: DNA replication. The record is from RefSeq and is a predicted model, not a curated record. The transcript is spliced from 13 exons.
UUGCCGGUUGCAUUGAUGCAAAUCCAUCCCAUCGCAACAGCAGGAGAAUUUCUUUGGUCCCCGCGACCGCAAUAUAAGAGCGAAGGCUUUUUUCACCUAUUGUAUUGUUUUGAAUACAGUACAAAACGCACUGACACGAGACAGUGGAAAUAUUCGAGAUAAUAGUAAGAUUUACUCUAUGAUCAAAGGUACGUGAAAUAUUAUUAGAAAUGAGCAGUGAUAAAGAAAUUUCUAAAGAUGCACCGCAGGAGAAGAAAGCUAAAGUAGAUGAUGCAAAUUCAUUUGGGGCUGCUUUUAGUAACCUUAAGAAAUCUGAGUUCUUCAAAGAUGAACUUCCAGAAAGUACAAAAGGAGAAUCAUCCAAAAAUAAAAAUACGAAUUUGAAUCCACUUUUGAUAAACCCAAAACAAAGAGGUAAUCCAUUGUUGAAACAUAUCACUAGCGUACCUUAUGAGUAUUCUGAAAUUAUUCCAGACUAUGUUGUGGGUAAAACCUCUUGUAUUUUAUUUCUGUCUCUUCGAUAUCAUCAAUUAAAUCCAGAUUACAUUCAUGAACGUCUAAAGACACUGGGCUCAUCUUACAAUCUUCGAGUAUUAUUAGUUCAGGUUGAUGUAGCUGAACCACAUCAUUCACUGAAGCAUUUGACAAGAAUUUGUAUACUUGCUGAUCUAACACUAAUGCUGGCAUGGAGUGCAGAAGAAGCAGGAAAGAUUAUCGAAACCUACAAAGCAUACGAAAACAAGCCUCCUGAUAUGAUAAUGGAACGUAGUGAUACAGCUCCACAUCAAAAACUAAUAAAUGCACUGACUACUGUCAGAUCUGUAAAUAAAACUGAUGCUAUGACUCUUCUGUCAACAUUUGGAACUUUUAAAGAUAUAAUAGAAGCACCCUCUGCUUCAUUGGCUUUAUGCCCUGGAUUUGGUCCGCAAAAGGCACAACGGCUGAAUAAAACUUUGCAUGAAACAUUUUUACGGCAAAAAAAUACCAAGGAUUAAUUUUGUUUUUAGUUUAUGCGACUUGUGAUUAUAUAAAUUUUGUAAAUUUUUAGUCUUAUUUUUUUAUCGUUACAUAGUCAAAUAUUAAAUUAAUAAAUUUGUUAUUAUUUUUUUUAAUUUUCUAAAAUGUUUGCGAUUACGUAGUUACACGACACAAGUCACAAGACUGUAUUUUUCCGUAACAAUACUCGCGCACGGACAGCUGAUACCGUCAUUUUAAUUUUAUGCGGGAAACCUUAUGCAUUGUUUUCAUAUAAACUGCCGCACUGAUGUGUGAGGAAAGUGUGCCUUAUUAUAGCAGUAUUCUUUAAAAUUAAUUAUUGUUAAAUAAUUGAAUUGACAAAAUGUCAAUGCCCACCAGAAGAUCUACGAGACAUCAGAGUCGAGAAUUAAAUAAGGAAUCCAUUGCAGAAUUAAUGUCUCCAAAAAAGCAAAAGUUGAAUCAAUCUGAUGAUGAAAGUUCUUGCUUUAAACAUGAUGACUUGAAAGAAGUAUUAGAUAAUAUUAUGAUGGAAGCACCAACAGAAUUGACCAAUGAAGAUGAUAUAGAUGGCAGAGAAUUGUACCAUGUGAAAGAUUAUAAUGUGCGAAGUAGUGCAAUGAUGGAAAAGGCUAUUAAAGAGCGAAAGUCUCAAGAUGACCAGAAAAGUUUAUUACUCAAUGAACCACGUGUUUGCCUUACUAAAAUAAAAUCAGAACUGGUUAAUAAAAAUAAUAUCAAAAGCAAAAAAAGCAAUGCUACAGAGCUCACUGUUGGUGAAAUAAUAAAUAAAAAUGUACAAUUAGACUCACCUCCACAAACAUUAAGAAGGGGCAGAUCAAGAAAUGUAGUCAAAGACUAUAUACUAAAAUCAGAUGAAUAUUUUGCUACUCAAUCAGAAAAAUCUGUAACAUCGAAUAAUACUUUGAGUAAAUUAAAGAAAAAGCUUUCUGAUGAAACACGUGUAAAAACUAGUAAUAUUUCAAACCAUCAUGAAAAAUAUAUUCAAGAUAUCACAAAAAAUUUAGAAAGUCAUUAUUCUGAAUGGAUUCACAUAAUGGAAGAAGGUUUUACAAUCUUGCUUUAUGGUCUUGGUUCAAAAAGGUUGUUAAUUAACAAUUUUCAAAAACAAAAGCUAUCUGAUGAACCAGUAUUAGUCAUCAAUGGCUUUUUUCCCAGUUUGACACUAAAAGAGAUUUUAGAUAGCAUUGUAACAGAUUUGUUAGGCAUAGAAUCAGUCAAUAAUACAGGUGAAUGCUUUGAUAUUAUUGAAAAAACAAUGAGAACUCAUCCAAAAGAUGCCAUAUAUUUAUUAAUUCACAAUAUUGAUGGUGGAAUGUUACGCUCUAACAAAGUGCAAGACAUGUUAUCUCGUUUAGCAAACAUAUCAAAUAUUCAUGUAUUAGCUUCAGUAGAUCACAUCAAUGCCCCACUAAUUUGGGAUAACGUGAAAAGGACAAGGUAUAAUUUUUAUUGGAUCAAUGCUACUACCUUUAUGCCAUAUGAAGCUGAAACUUCUUACGAAAGUUCAUUGCUUGUCCAAAAAAGUGGAACAUUGGCCUUACUAUCAUUACAAAACGUAUUUGCGUCUUUAACUAAAAAUGCCAAAGACAUAUACAUCUUACUUGUUAAAUAUCAAUUGACAAACAGUGGCAAAGAUUAUGCUGGAAUGGCAUUUAAAGAUUUAUACAGAGCUUCUAGAGAGGGUUUUCUUGUAUCCUCAGAUCAAGCAUUAAGAUCUCAACUAACUGAAUUCGUCGAUCAUAAGCUUGUCAAAAAUAAAAGAAAUUCUGAUGGAGUUGAGUACCUUGUGAUUCCAUUAGACAAUGCACUGCUGAAACAGUUCCUUGAACAACAAGAUCAAGCAUUAUAAUGAUUGUACAUACUUUAUGAAUUUAACAAAAGAAUCUCAGUAUUAUCUAUUUAUACUAGACAAUUUACGCAGCGCCUGACGUCGUGAAUCAGAUUGUUUGAACUAAGUCUUGAUCUAAUGUGUGUAAACCCUACUGCACUACUCUCUGUUCUUUAUAAAUAGAAUCAAUGUUGUAUUAAUAAUUUGAAAAAAAAGAUCUGCCUAGAAAUGUACAUACAUACACACAUGUCUAUUUUUGUAAGGAUAAAAAGUAAAAGAGCGCGUUUUGUUCAAAA